This is a messenger RNA of Pyricularia oryzae 70-15, 1978 nucleotides long. RefSeq lists its product as uncharacterized. The coding region runs from base 697 to 1563 and encodes 288 amino acids. The record is from RefSeq and is a predicted model, not a curated record. The transcript has 2 exons. NCBI's taxonomy places the organism in Eukaryota, Fungi, Ascomycota, Sordariomycetes, Magnaporthales, Pyriculariaceae.
UUUAGAUUUGCGAGAAUUACGAAGUAAAUGCCCGCUUCGGUCGUCAACCCGCUGGAAAUAAUUAAGACGCAGCAUUUCCGGGAUGUGGGCUGCAGGCGUUGAAUUUAUUCGACAGACUCUUGCGACACGAGAAUUGUACGUAGCAGAAAGAAUUCUCAAUUGCUCCAUGUGGUUGGUAGCCGAUAGAUUUGCCUAGCCACUUUCCAAGGCACUUGGGGAAGCUGGGCUGUGCUGGCCACGAAUCGAUCUCUUCAAAACACCCCCAAUCCGAUCCACCCCACAACGCACGCGCGCGUCUCCUCUCGUCAUUCCUUGUUUUGAACUUGACUUGGGCGCAUGACAAGCUUCUGCUUCUUUCCUUGUGUGCUGUAAAGUCUUCCGUUUUGUUUCUUCUGUGAUUUCUUUUACGAUUUCCUUUACCGUCUUCCCUUUUGACCUCAACCUCGGUUCUUUAUCCUGGUUUACCAGUACACACGCGUUGGCAACCAACUGCCGCCUACCUGAAACCUACGAUCGCUUUUUUUCGACGUUCGUUCCGACAUUUUGAUUCCUCGGCAAACAGGGCCUUUCGAGAACAAACACAACCAAGGAUCCGAUACGAAGAAAUACGACAUCAGAGGAGGGAAUUGGGGCACACAAGCAAAAAAAGAGAACACACGACACCUGAAAAAAGAGGGGGCUCAACACAUACACACCAUGGCACCAACACCUGAAACCCUCGCUUCAACCGUGAAGCUAGCCCGGUCCGCCGCGCUCGCCGCCGCGCCCCUCGCGGCCCGCCACCUGAUGGAAACCUCUGCUCUACACAAGCGAGAACGGCCGCCGGGCUCCCUCUCCGUGACGGACACGCAAAAGGUCACGCUGGGCGUCAUCGCCGCCUACACAGUCGCGAUCGCGAUCCUGUGGAACGUCCCGUUCCUGCGCUGGUCCCUGUGGCCCUUCAAGAUGCUGGUGAUUGCGUUCCACGAGUUCGGCCACGCCUCCACGGCCUGCUGCACCGGCGGCCGGGUCGAGAGCAUCAAGCUGGACCCGCGUGAGGGAGGCGUCACCAUGAUGCGUGGUGGAAUCUCGGCCAUCACCCUGCCCGCCGGGUACCUGGGCAGCUCGCUCAUCGGCGCGCUGCUCAUCUUUUGCGGGUUCGAUAUCAUCGCCAGCAAGGUCGUCAGCUUUGUCCUGGCUGUGUGCUUCUUGUUGACCCUUUGGUGGGGCAAGAAGGACUGGCUGACUAUCUUCACGGUCCUGCUGGCUGUUGGGUUGCUGGUUGCUUGUUGGUUCAUUGCGCACGCGCAGGCUUUGAGGUUCUUUGUCUUGUUUAUUGGCGUUAUGUCCUCCUUGUACAGCGUUUGGGAUAUUUGCGACGACCUUAUUCUCCGCAAAGUCAACGAGUCCGACGCCAGCCAGUUCGCCAAGCGCUACGGCGGUUCGAGCCAGUGCUGGGGCGUCAUCUGGUCCAUCAUUUCGCUCGCCUUCAUGGCUGCUGGCAUAGUGGCUGGCAUUGCGGCAUUCCCCGACUCGUUCGCCGAGCAGAAUGAAAAGUCUCAGAGGUUCCUGCCCACGAGGUAAUAGGUCAUUCGACUAUGACAUGCAUUCGAGUUGAGGGAUGUUAUGGAACAGCAAGAAGAGAGACGGACGGACCUUUGCACUGGUUGGCAAUUACGGUUCUCCUUGCGCACUGGGCCGCAAUAUGACAUACAUCCGAUUUGUGUAGGAUACGACAGUUGGAAUGGUGAUUUCAGAUGGCCUCUGAUUGUGCCACGUUUGAUGAAAGAGGAACAUGGCAAUUCCAUGAUUGCGGAAAUUUCCGUAUGGAUGUCAUUGGAGAGUUGUGGACAUUAAGCAUUUGUUCAAUGGUGGCUCAUUCAAGACAAAACUAACGUUUACAUUAUAUACCCAAUAAAUCAUAUUAUACUGUUGUUUUUCAUCGACAAGCGCGUCUCAACGGCGGGCCGUCACUUUUGAAAAAAUUGGUAAAGACAAA